Messenger RNA from Tachyglossus aculeatus (Australian echidna), 960 nucleotides. It is a transcript of the gene MOB4, whose product is annotated as MOB family member 4, phocein. Bases 37 to 714 code for a protein of 225 amino acids. NCBI's taxonomy places the organism in Eukaryota, Metazoa, Chordata, Mammalia, Monotremata, Tachyglossidae. The transcript is spliced from 8 exons. Gene Ontology annotation, cellular component: cytoplasm. The record is from RefSeq and is a predicted model, not a curated record.
CCGGGUCCCGGCGCGCGGCGUCCAGGUUGGGCCACUAUGGUCAUGGCGGAGGGCACGGCCGUGCUCAGGAGGAACAGGCCCGGCACCAAGGCCCAGGAUUUCUACAACUGGCCUGAUGAAUCCUUCGAUGAGAUGGACAGCACGCUAGCCGUUCAACAGUAUAUUCAGCAGAACAUACGAGCAGACUGUUCCAACAUCGACAAAAUCCUCGAACCCCCUGAAGGGCAAGAUGAAGGCGUCUGGAAGUAUGAACAUUUAAGGCAAUUUUGUCUGGAGCUGAAUGGGCUUGCCGUCAAACUUCAGAGCGAGUGCCACCCGGACACCUGCACCCAGAUGACAGCCACGGAGCAGUGGAUUUUCCUCUGCGCCGCUCACAAAACUCCCAAAGAGUGUCCCGCCAUAGAUUACACCAGGCACACGUUGGAUGGGGCUGCUUGUCUGCUCAACAGCAACAAAUACUUCCCCAGCAGGGUCAGCAUCAAGGAGUCGUCGGUGGCCAAACUGGGGUCGGUCUGCCGCCGCAUCUACAGGAUCUUCUCCCACGCUUACUUCCACCACCGGCAGAUCUUCGACGAAUACGAGAACGAGACCUUCCUGUGUCACCGGUUCACCAAAUUUGUGAUGAAAUACAACCUGAUGUCCAAAGACAACCUGAUCGUGCCCAUUUUGGAAGAGGAGGUCCAGAACUCAGUGUCCGGGGAGAGCGAAGCGUGACGAGACCCUCCCGAAAAGCGCCCCCGGACCCCCGUCCCCCGAGUCCGUACCGUCUCUACCAUUUUAGACCCUUCGAUCCCGUUUCCCCGUAUCCUCGCUUCUCCACCCGCCGCGGGCCGCCUUCUAAAACGGGAGAGAGUCUUCAGUUAUCCCGGAGCCGCGCGGUCACCGCCGGCGCUCGGGGGUUUUUAAAUCAGACGAGCACCCUCCCGCUCCCGAUGCCCGUUAAUAAAAGAAUGGACCGUU